AUGAAGUGGCAAAGGGUGAAGACAGCCACCAGAGGCGACGAUGCAUGCUGUACGACUUCACCAGUUGCAGGGAAGGGUCACUGCGCCGUGUACACGGCAGAUGGGAGGCGGUUCGAGGUCCCAUUGCCGUAUCUUGGCACAAUGGUCUUGGGUGAGAUGCGGAGGAUGUCCCAGGGGGAGUUUGGAUUCACAUGUGAUGGCAGGAUCACACUGCCUCGUGAUGCAGCUGUGGUGGAGUAUGUGAUCAUGAUGUGCUUGCACUACUGCAGGAUGUCAGUUCAAAAUCAUCAUCAGCGAUAG
Messenger RNA from Phragmites australis (common reed), 300 nucleotides. RefSeq names its product auxin-responsive protein SAUR36-like. NCBI's taxonomy places the organism in Eukaryota, Viridiplantae, Streptophyta, Magnoliopsida, Poales, Poaceae. The record is from RefSeq and is a predicted model, not a curated record. Gene Ontology annotation, biological process: response to auxin. The coding region runs from base 1 to 300 and encodes 99 amino acids. The transcript has a single exon.